AGGGAGGUUUUAUAUUAGUCAGGGACUCUGAAUGGCAGCCAAUCAGGAGCAGAUCCCCCUCUGCUUCAGCUCGCUGCCUUCCAGAGCUAAAAGUGAUGCAGAGAGAGGCAGCUGGAGUUAGAUUCAAGUGUAGUCAGUCUUGGAAUCUAACAGCAGCUGGAAAGGGUACAGAGAAGCACUCCACGCCAAGGCACUGUUUCAGCCGAAUAUGAGAACACGAGUGCAGUAAUCCUUCUUCAAAGGGACCUGGAGAGGACAAUUGAGAGGAGAAUGAUGUCAGCAUCAGUAAUGCUGCAAAUUAAAAAACGGGCAGCACAAUAAUACCAGCAGUGCUCUAUGAUUCACUGAAGAUUACAAAGUCGGGAUACAAUGCUGUUUGAACGUUGCUUACUGCUGCUACUCUUGAACUGCUUUCCAUUGCUUGGUUUUACAAAAUCACUAUCAGACAGGACUAAUGAAGAAGUUGGAGACAAGAUAAUUGGUACACCAGUAAAGUAUGAGAAAAUACUUUAUCGCUCCAAGCGUAGCUGGAUGUGGAAUCACUUCUUUCUCUUAGAGGAAUACACUGGAACUGAUCAUCAAUAUGUUGGCAAGUUGCAUUCGGAUCAAGACAGAGGAGAUGGGAGUGUUAAAUAUGUACUCACUGGAGAUGGAGCUGGGUCUUUGUUUCUAAUUGAUGAGAAUUCAGGUGAUAUUCAUGCAACAAAGAAAUUAGACAGAGAAGAAAAAACCUUCUACACGCUACGUGCCCAGGCUGUAAACAAGCUUACAGGCAAACCUGUGGAACCUGAAUCUGAAUUCAUCAUUAAAAUCCAUGACAUCAAUGAUAAUGAGCCAAAGUUUACAAAGGACACCUAUGUAGCUAGUGUUCCUGAAAUGUCUGAUGUAGGAACAUUUGUUGUUCAGGUAACAGCAAAAGAUGCCGAUGAUGCCACUUAUGGGAAUAGUGCUAAGUUAGUAUACAGUAUCCUUCAAGGACAGCCGUACUUUUCAGUAGAACCUGAAACAGGUAUCAUCAGAACAGCUUUACCAAAUAUGAACCGGGAAAACAAAGAAAAAUAUCAAGUUGUCAUUCAAGCCAAGGACAUGGCAGGGCAGAUGGGUGGAUUAUCUGGGACUACCACAGUCAACAUUACUCUAACUGAUGUAAAUGAUAAUCCUCCUCGUUUCCCACAGAGUACUUACCAGCUCUGGACUUCAGAAUCUGGAGAGACCGGAUCAUCAAUUGGCAGAAUUAAAGCUACUGAUGCUGAUCUUGGGGAAAAUGCCGAAAUUCAAUAUAAUAUUAUAGAUGGAGAUGGACGAGAUAUGUUCAGUGUUGUAACAGAUAAAGCAACACAGGAAGGCAUUGUAACUUUAAAAAAGCAAUUGGAUUUUGAAAACAAACGGAUAUACACACUGAAAGUUGAGGCUGCUAAUACUCGUGUUGACAGCAGGUUCCUUAAUUUUGGCCCAUUUAAAGACACAGCCAAUGUAAAGAUCACAGUUCAAGAUGUGGAUGAACCUCCAGUUUUUAGCAGGCCUUCCUAUGUCAUGGAUGUUCAUGAAGACAUGAAUGUUGGAAGCAUUAUUGGAGCAGUCACCGCAUGGGACCCAGAUGCUGCUAACAAUCAAGUCAGAUACUCUAUAGACAGACAUACUGAUCUAGAUAGAAAUUUCAAUAUAGACUCUGGAAACGGCUCCAUUUCAAUGUUGAAGUCUCUUGAUCGUGAAGCAUCUUCCUGGCACAAUAUUACAGUCAUUGCUACUGAAACAAAUAAUCCAAAGCAGAUGAGCCGUGUUCCAGUUUUCAUUAAAGUGUUGGAUGUUAAUGACAAUGCUCCUGAAUUUGCCAUGUUUUAUGAGACCUUUGUAUGUGAAAAUGUAAAAGCUGGACAGCUGAUACAAACUAUAAGCGCUGUGGAUACAGAUGAGCCUCUUAUUGGACACAAAUUCUUCUUUAGUUUAAACAGUGAAAAUCCUAACUUUACAAUCUCUGACAAUGAAGAUAACACAGCCAGCAUUUUGACAAGAAAAAGCGGAUUUAGCCGACGGGAAAUGGCAACCUAUUUUUUACCAGUUGUUAUCUCUGACAGUGACUAUCCUAUCCAAAGCAGCACAAGCACAUUAACUAUUCAAGUGUGUGCCUGUGACAGCAGAGGUAACAUGCAAUCAUGCAAUGUGGAAGCAUUGAUCCUUCCUGCUGGUUUGAGUACAGGAGCACUUAUUGCCAUUCUGCUCUGCAUAAUUAUACUUCUUAUUAUUGUGGUGUUAUUUGCAGCAUUAAGAAAACAAAAGAAAAAGGAGCCUUUAAUUAUUUCUAAAGAAGACGUCAGAGACAACAUUGUCAGUUAUAAUGAUGAAGGUGGUGGAGAAGAAGACACUCAAGCCUUUGAUAUUGGCACAUUAAGAAAUCCAGAAGUAAUGGAUACUAAUAAACUACGCAGAGAUAUUAUACCAGAAAUGCUCUUUCCUUGUCGUAGAGCAUCUCCCAUUAAAAAUAAUGCUGAUGUCAGAGAUUUCAUUAACCACAGGUUACAUGAAAAUGAUAAUGAUCCGACUGCACCACCUUAUGACUCUCUUGCAACAUAUGCCUAUGAAGGAAAUGGAUCUAUUGCCGAGUCUUUAAGUUCACUGGAAUCAGCUGCCACAGAUUGUGAUCAAGACUAUGAUUAUCUAAGUAACUGGGGACCACAAUUUAAAAAAUUAGCAGAUAUGUACAUUGGUAAAGAUACAGAUAAAGACUCCUAGCUGUAUAUGUUAUAGUUUAUAGUUUUUCAGAGCUAAAAAGCACUUGGAAUACCAUUGAAUUGGUGCAGACUAUCCUACUGUAGAAACUUUUAGGAAUAUAACUAUUAGGCCUCUAAACUGUAUUCAUUCUUCAAGAAAUACAUAAUGUAACAGGCUGCCAUUAAAAUCAUCACCUACAUAUGCCCCUAUCCAUAUCAAAUAUUUAUUUGAUAAAUCUUUAAAGAAAAUAAAACAGCCACUAUCCAAGGCCUAAUGAACUUAUCAGUCCUGUACUUUUUUCCCUUAAAAGGGUUAACUAAAUUCAACCCUUAUUACACUUAUUUUGUAAUUCAGUUUAAAUUGAUAACGAAUCUCCUUAACUCUAGGAUAUUUAACGUGGAAAAUGUGUUUUGUAUCAUAAGGACAGCGGUAGUAGUGUUGAAGUAGGCACUGGUGUUUAAGAAAGAAUGUACUCUGCUUUUACUCAAGUACGAGUGGACAACACAUGUAAUCUGUAUAAAGUUUAAAAAUGAAAAGCCUAGUUAAUUUCUUCAUUAUGUUCUAUAACAAGUGUUAAUGUUUAAGACUGGUAAGAUUUAGUAGUCAAAACAUGGUUUAAGUCAGUCACUAGAUGUACAGUAUACAAUGUAUAAGAUUGUGUACCCUACGGAAAAUUCUUGUAUCACACUGCAUACAUUCUGUUUGAUUGCUAAGUCAUAUUGUUUUUAUAUUUAUAUUUUUAUAUUUAUUUUUUAAUAAAACUACAAAUACAAA
Messenger RNA from Polypterus senegalus (gray bichir), 3483 nucleotides. It is a transcript of the gene cdh10a, whose product is annotated as cadherin 10, type 2a (T2-cadherin). Gene Ontology annotation, molecular function: cadherin binding; calcium ion binding. Gene Ontology annotation, biological process: calcium-dependent cell-cell adhesion; cell morphogenesis; homophilic cell-cell adhesion. The record is from RefSeq and is a predicted model, not a curated record. NCBI's taxonomy places the organism in Eukaryota, Metazoa, Chordata, Cladistia, Polypteriformes, Polypteridae. The transcript has 12 exons. The coding region runs from base 370 to 2730 and encodes 786 amino acids. Gene Ontology annotation, cellular component: adherens junction; plasma membrane; catenin complex.